Messenger RNA from Salvelinus sp. IW2-2015, 2224 nucleotides. RefSeq lists its product as uncharacterized. The record is from RefSeq and is a predicted model, not a curated record. Lineage: Eukaryota; Metazoa; Chordata; Actinopteri; Salmoniformes; Salmonidae. Gene Ontology annotation, molecular function: DNA binding.
GGUUACAGCAACGAAAUAAAAAGUUCCGCGUUUCAUAUUCCUUUCUGAUUUAUCACUAGUUGUGGAUUAAUACAAAUAGGUCAGUAGAUAAAUGUAUUUUUGUUGACGUGUUAUUAUUAUAUUAUCAUGGAUAAAGUUGCUUAACGAACAUUAUAUAGCUGUAUCUAAUAGCUUGUAUAGCAGCUGGUGGCAAAAGGUACAUUUCCGGUAAAUUUCCACGAAAAUUUUCAACGGGCUGUUUGUAAUGUUGGGAAUUUUAAAAGCACUUCUGUAUUUUUAAUGUGGAGAAACACGGUCCUCUUUUUGAAAGGAGCCAUUCUUUAUACUUCAGCAAUACAUAUAUUAUAUUUGCUACAUCAAGACAGGAUACCAUUGUUAACGAUAUCCUCCCUAGUGAGUAAGGGGGAAGAAUGCCACGUUUAGUAUCAGAUGUGUGGAAGCAUUUCACCCCAGCCAUUAACGACGAUGGGAAGACUAUGUACAUGUGCAACUACUGUACAAAGCAGUAUGUAAAGAAUGCCACAAAGUUGCAGGUGCAUUUAACCAAAUGCAAAAAUGCAACAUUAUAUCAAAGCGCACAAGAACCAUUGUUCUGCCAUACAAUGGAAGACCAUAGCCAGAAAAAUGCUGAUGAGUGCCUGGCUCGAGCUGUAUAUGCCACAGGCUCACCCCUCAUGCUCAGUGAGAAUGUGUACUGGAAGAGAUGUUUCAAUGUUAUUUGCCCUGGAUACUCUCCUCCGAACAGAGAUGCUCUGUCUACUCAUUUACUGGAAGCUGAGUUCAACAGAGUGCAAGGAAAGGUGAAGGAAACAAUAGAGAAGGCAGACAGUGUUGCUGUUGUCUCCGAAGGGUGGUCAAAUGUACAAGGUGAUGGCAUCAUAAACUACAUAGUCUCUACUCCUCUACCAUUGGUUCUCAAGACAACAGACAAAAAGGACAACACACACACAAGCACGCACAUUGCUGAUGAGCUGAAGGCUGUAAUCAAUGACGUUGGACCACAGAAGGUGUUUGCUGUUGUUACUGAUAGUGCCGCAAACAUGAAGGCUGCCUGGGCACAAGUGGAGGAGGCCUACCCUCACAUUACACCUAUUGGGUGCAUGGUUCAUGGGCUUAACCUACUCAUCAAGGACAUCAUGAGUUUGCAAACAAUGGAAACGCUAUACAAGACAGCCAAGCAAGUUGUACAGGAUGUCAGGAGCAAAGAGGAAGUGUCAGCAACAUACAGCAAUAAAAAUACAAAGAAAAAUAACUCCACACUGAAGCUGACCUGCAACAUUAGAUGGGCUGGGGUUGUCACCAUGUACAGCAGCCUUCUGAAAGAGAAGGAGUCUCUGCAAGAAAUGGCAAGAUCACAGUCUGUGGAAAUUGAAAUCUCCAUCAGGAAAAUACUGCUUGAUGAUGUGUUUUGGGAGAGAGUGGUUCGCAAUCUUACGCUACUCUCACCAAUCGCAUUUGCCAUUGAUCAGAUUGAAGGAGAGGAUGCUGUCUUGUCAGAUGUUCUCAGGCUUUUUGCUGAUUUAAAAGACAAAAUCAGCACAGCCCUCCCUUCAGCCUUGCUACUCAACACAGAGGAGACGGCAGUUGUUCGAUUUCUGGAGCUGUGUGGAGAGUUUUGUAUCAAGCCAAUUCACGCAGCAGCAUACAUGCUGGAUCCAAAGCAUAUUGGGAAACAAAUACUUUCUGGAGAACAGAUCAACAGCGCAUACUAUGUGAUUUCUACCCUCUCACACCACCUCAAUCUUGAUGAGGGCAAGGUUCUGGCAAGUCUGGCAAAGUUUUCUACCAAGCAAGGCCUUUGGAAUGGGGAUGGGAUAUGGCAAUCAUGCCAGCACAUUUCUCCCUACACCUGGUGGAAGGGUCUCUGUGCAUCUGAGGCCCUGUCACCCAUCGCCUCUGUGAUCCUUCAGAUCCCACCAACAUCAGCAGCUUCUUUGCGCCUCAGAGCAUUCUUUGGGAAAACCAAAAGAAAGGUGGGCAACAGUCUAACAAACAACAGAGUGGAGAAAUUGGUGGCUAUUAGGGCGAACCUUAACCUUUUUGAGCCAGGAACAGAACUAGGGUCCAGCACACAGCUUCAGAGUGACACAAAGGAGGAAAUGGACAUUAAAUCAGAGUCUGAGUGAACAACUAAGGAUGAAAAAGGGGCAAAAUAUGAACAACGAGCUUAAUAAGUGGACAGGUCUUUUUUUUAUUUAUUUGUAUGCCUUUUUUGGGGGGGGGG